AUGAGAUUUGAGGAGCUCCUUGAGGAAGUGGAUGGAUUUGGGAAAUACCAGGUUUUGAUGUUGUUCAUGCUUUGUGUUCCCAGAUUGAUCAUUCCUAUGCACUUCUUGCUCCACAAUUUCAUUUCUGCUUCUCCAUCUCACCAUUGUGCCAUUCCUGCCCUCCCUGGCAUCUCAAACAUCAGCCAGGAUGAAGUUGUCCAUGGUAGCCUCCCAAGAGAGCAGGAUGGAAUGCUGAGUCCCUGUAAGAUGUUUUCCUGGCCACACUUUCAUUUGAGGGGAAAUUCUUCUGGGGACAUGGGCAAUGCUUCAUCUAUCCAGAACUGCCAGAACGGAUGGGUCUAUGAUCACUCUCAGUUUGCAUCGACCACAGCUACCGAGUGGGACCUGGUGUGUGAGAAGAAAAGCUUGAAUCAAGUGAUUGCUACUUUCUUCUUCCUUGGUGUUACCAUUGGGUCUGUCCUUUUUGGCUACUUGUCUGACAGAUUUGGCCGACGGAUGAUCCUUCUGGCCUCUUUCUUUGUUGCACUGUUCUUUGGGACUAUGGCUGCUUUGUCAGUGUCCUAUGUGAUGUUCGUCAUCAUGAGGACACUUUGUGGGGUGGGGAUUGCAGGCGUAUCCAUCAUCUCCUUGAUAUUAGGUGUGGAAUGGAUUGACGUCAAACACCGGACUUUCUGUGGCACCAUCAGCAGCAUAUCCUGGUCUUUAGGGUAUACACUCUUGGCACUCAUGGCUUAUCUCAUCCGGACCUGGCGCUGGCUCCUCCUUGCGGUCAAUUCUCUUUGUCUCCUCGGCAUUAUUGUCUGCUGGUGGCUCCCAGAAUCUGCCCGGUGGCUGCUGACAAAGAAGGAGGUAAAAGCUGCACAUGAUUAUCUUUCCAGAUGUGCCAAAGUCAAUGGCAAAACAGACUUCCAUUCCAGGGUCUCUCCAGAGGUCCUGCAGAAAGUUGUGUCCGUAGAGGAGUCAAGGGCCUAUUUCUACUGGCAUUUGGUGAAGUCCCCCAAGAUGCGGAAGAUCACUAUUUGUUCCUCCAUAGUAUGGUUCGGCGUCGCAUUUACCUAUUACGGCCUCAGUUUAAAUAUCAGUGGAUUUAGCUUGGAUCCAUACCUGACACAUUUUAUGUUUGGGGCUAUUGAGAUUCCUGCCAAACUUGGCGUCUAUUUUGUCCUGGAUCAUAUUGGCCGUAGACAUUGCCAGGCGUGGUCCCUGAUUGCCGCUGGAUCCCUCAUUGCACUGAACGCAGCCAUCCCGGCAGCAUAUGGGCAUGUUCGGUCAGUGGUGGCCAUCCUGGGGAAGGGUUUCUCAGAAGCCUCGUUCACUACUGUCUUCCUGUACACAGCUGAACUUUACCCCACGGUACUCAGACAAAGCGGUAUGGGCUGCUGUUCUUUUGUGGCGCGGCUCGCCAGCUCCACAGCUCCUCUGAUCAUGUUAUUGGAUGACACCUGGAAAUACCUUCCACCCCUGAUAUUCAGCAUUGUGGCUGGAGUGUCAGGGAUGGUGGCCUUUCUUCUGACAGAGACUACCAAUGUCCAGUUGCCAGAGACUAUUGAAGAUAUAGAAGGGGACAGAAACAAGAACUGUAUCUGCACCCAAGACCAGGAGCCAAACGCAGAGGGAGUCAUUGCUCUGGGUCUGAUGAAUCAAAUGAGCACAGAUGCUUCUCUCUCACCGGAACAGGAAGCCAACAAUGACAAUGAUGCGAAACAACGGCAUCAAACCACAUUGUUAGCCAACGGCACAGGCCCUUCUGCAUGUUAG
Molecule: messenger RNA, 1758 nt
Organism: Pogona vitticeps (central bearded dragon)
Lineage: Eukaryota; Metazoa; Chordata; Lepidosauria; Squamata; Agamidae
Product: solute carrier family 22 member 7
Biological process (GO): transmembrane transport
Cellular component (GO): membrane
Molecular function (GO): transmembrane transporter activity
Source: RefSeq, a predicted model, not a curated record